Messenger RNA from Gossypium arboreum, 594 nucleotides. RefSeq lists its product as uncharacterized. Lineage: Eukaryota; Viridiplantae; Streptophyta; Magnoliopsida; Malvales; Malvaceae. Gene Ontology annotation, molecular function: enzyme inhibitor activity. The transcript has a single exon. The record is from RefSeq and is a predicted model, not a curated record. Bases 1 to 594 code for a protein of 197 amino acids.
AUGGCUCCUCCAAAUCAAUUAUGCUUAGUUUUAGUUAUUUUCUUAUCAGUCUUUUCGCUUUCUUCCUUGUCAACAAGUGCAAUUAUUCCAAAGGCUAAUGUUUCCCUUUCGAUACCUUCAUCGCAACUAGUAGAAAAUUUAUGCAACGGCAAGGCAAUUCAAAAUCGCAGGUUUUGCCUGAAAGCACUUUCCACUCCCGAAGUUAUUGCGGCAAUAGAUACAACUGAAUUAGGAACCCUCAUUAUGAAAUUAGGAGCAGCAAAUGCCAAAGCGAUGUUGAAUGUAUAUAAUGGAAUAAUUAAGAAACUAGGUUCUCCCCAGGCUUUGAAAGCCCUUAAUUGUUGCGUUGAGGCAUACAAAUACGCAAUCUUAUCAUUUGAAAUGGUAUCUUCAAAAUUGGUUGAAGAUCCCCAAACCGCAAACUAUGAUGUAGCUGUUAUAGGUCCCGAAAUUGCUAAUUGUGAAAAGGAACUGAUUAACGUAAAGGUUCAAGCACCUCGACUCCUUGCUGGGAAUCGAUUUAUGAAAUAUUAUGUCUCAAUGGGAUAUGAGAUAACAUCAACACUGGAGCUUGAAAAUCCAAAUGAGUAUUAG